Rotaria sp. Silwood1 is the source of this 345-nucleotide messenger RNA. The record is from the annotation of a GenBank genome assembly. Lineage: Eukaryota; Metazoa; Rotifera; Eurotatoria; Philodinida; Philodinidae.
AUGAAUAAAAAAGCAAAUGAAAACAUGGAACAUCUUAAAAAACUAAAAUCUGGUCAACAUGGAUGUGAAAAAAAAUUUCAACGAAUCAUACAGUUAUUUGAAGAUACGCAUUGUACAAAUUAUGACAAGACAUUUGUAUGGAAAAUUACAAAUGUCCCUCGAAAAAUUCAUGAAGAUCAAUCUGGAAAACAAACUUCAAUUGAAUCGUCAGUACUCUAUUCAUCAUUAAAUGAUUAUAAAAUGCGUGUAUCUUUGUCUUUAAAUAAGAAUAAUGAUACUACACUUUCUUGGCUAUUUACUAUUCCUGUUAGAUUUUAUCCUGAUAUAAAACCAAGUAGUUUUUAA